Molecule: messenger RNA, 2006 nt
Organism: Anguilla rostrata (American eel)
Lineage: Eukaryota; Metazoa; Chordata; Actinopteri; Anguilliformes; Anguillidae
Product: olfactory receptor 1-like
Exons: 1
Coding region: 48-1019 (323 amino acids)
Biological process (GO): G protein-coupled receptor signaling pathway; detection of chemical stimulus involved in sensory perception of smell
Cellular component (GO): membrane
Molecular function (GO): G protein-coupled receptor activity; odorant binding; olfactory receptor activity
Source: RefSeq, a predicted model, not a curated record
AAAAACAAAAGGCAAGCCACAAAGAGAAGAAAUCAAAAACAUCUGCUAUGAACUCCCUGAAUUCUACCCUCUCUCUAAAUACAACUUUUGUGCGUCCCCCGUUUUUUUUCAUCACCGGUUUUCAUAACAUGCCCCAUGCCAAAUACUACUAUAUUUUCCUGUGCUUUGUUUUUGUGGUCACUGUGUUGGGGAACUCCUUUGUCAUGUUUAUUAUAUACACAGAGCGCAGCUUUCACACCCCAAAGUAUAUGGCCAUUUUUAAUUUGAUUAUAGCUGACUUGGGUGAAAGCACUGCUUUUAUUCCAAAUGUAAUUGCAAUGUUUCUUUUUGAUUCACAAUACAUCUCCUUUGACGCUUGCUUGGCCAACAUGUUUUUUGUGCUUUUAUUUGCCUGUUUACAGUCUCUAACUCUUACUGUUCUCGCCUAUGAUAGAUUGGUGGCAAUAUGCUUUCCAUUGAGAUACCAUGCCAUCAUCACAAUGCAAGCAAUGGUUGUGAUGUUAACAGUGGUGUGGGCAUAUGAUUCAGUUUUAAUGAUUUUAAUGGUGACUUUCAUUACCAGAUUGUCCUUUUGUAAAUCCAUUGUAGUACAAAGCUGCUUUUGUGAACAUGGGCCCGUAUACACAUUGGCAUGCAAUGACAAUUUUAUUAAUCACGUGAUAUCAAGAGUUCACGUGGCAUUAUUGCUGCAUUUACCCUUUAUUUUGACUGUAAUCUCAUAUGUAUUUAUUGCUGGUGCACUGUCUAAAAUAGCUUCAUCAGAAGGGCGAUUUAAAGCCAUUAAGACUUGUUCUGCACACCUAAUGCUGGUGGCUUUAUAUUAUCUUCCAAUAAUGGGAACCCACAUUGCUGGACUAACUUCAACCCUUCAUCUUAAUACCAGGAUAAUGAAUUUGUCCAUUGCAAAUUCCAUUACCCCCAUGAUGAACCCAAUCAUUUAUGUGCUGAACACUGAAGAGAUUAAGGAAUUCUCAAAAAAAAUUUUCAAAAGAAAAAAAAAAAAACUGCAACAGAAUUAAACAAUCAAAAUAAAGGAACAGAUUUAUAUUAAGAGACGGCUGCUUUUUACCGUAUCACAAACAGCAGUCCAGAGAGUCCAGAUCCAGAGGGGGAAACAGUGGUAAAAAUUCCUUAGCCUCUUUUGAACACAGAAAAUGUUAAAUGUUAAAAUGUUAUUUUGUGGAACCUUACGUUUCAGGGUCAAAGAAGAGCAACAAAAUUGAUUCCUAACAAAGUGUAUGUAAACUUUUGACCCAGGGAAAAUCUUAUAUAGUACAUAAAAGCUGAAAUAAAUCUGUAUCUUAGCUGUUAUUUAUAAAUUACCUCUUAUGGAAAUCAAGUAGAUAACCUAAUUGAUGUAACACAGGAAAUGUAUGGUUACAUGAAAAGUGUAGAGUUGUGAAAAAUUGAGUUUGAAUGUCUUCAGCCUAGGUGAAUGUAAACUUUUGGCCUCAACUGUAUGUGGCCACUGCAUAACUGGGGAGGUAGAAACAGAAAUGCACUUUUUCCUCCAUUGCGAGAAAUUAUCCUUCCUGUGAGAAAUAUUUCAAGAUCAAAUAAUAAAUAUAUUCCCUGAAUUUGCCAAUUUACCAAGGAGUGGUCCCAAAUAGAUCACAUGGGCAUGUUGGAAAGGAAGCAUCCUUCAUAAAGGUGCAAAAGCUGUAUAUUGCUUAUAUAAAAUUGCCUGCAAUUGCCAGUACAUUGUACAAAACACAAGAGCAUGAAUUAGGAUCUUUGAGAGAAGGUUUGACUUUCAAGCAAUCUGCCCAGUAGUGUGUACAUGCUGUUUUAAAUACGGUAGACAUAUACAGGUCUGUAGCAGUUGUCAAAGAUCUGUGCCGAUGCCCCUUGAUGGAGAGCAGGGUGAUGUUAACAUUAGGGCCGAUCAAUUUCAUUUCCUGUCUUUUGAGGAUUUCAGCAAAUGCAAACAUUUCACGUAAAACAUCGUUUUUUUGUGAUUAAUAAAAAUACAUGGCUACCCAGAGAGCAGCGUAUAUGUGGUCACU